Molecule: messenger RNA, 939 nt
Organism: Chelonia mydas (Green sea turtle)
Lineage: Eukaryota; Metazoa; Chordata; Testudines; Cheloniidae
Product: olfactory receptor 52K2-like
Exons: 1
Coding region: 1-939 (312 amino acids)
Biological process (GO): G protein-coupled receptor signaling pathway
Cellular component (GO): membrane
Molecular function (GO): olfactory receptor activity
Source: RefSeq, a predicted model, not a curated record
AUGGCAGUUUUCAACCUCACACACUUUGACGCUUCAGCAUUCUUUCUAAUGGGCAUCCCUGACUUGGAAGCUGCUCACAUCUGGAUUUCCAUCCCUUUCUCUAUUUUCUACAUUAUGGGCCUGCUGGGAAAUUUCACGCUUCUCUAUGUUAUAGGCAAGGAGCAGACUGUGCACAAGCCAAUGUAUCUGCUGCUCUCCAUGCUGGCACUCACGGAAAUCGGCACAUCUACUUCUGUUGUGCCAAAGGUAAUGUGCAUAGUUUGGUUCAAUUUGAAAGGUAUUACUCUGGCUGGCUGUCACACCCAGAUGUUCUUCCUUUAUGUGCAUACAGUUAUGCAUUCAGCUGUCCUUAUGACAAUGGCCUUUGAUUGCUGUGUCACCAUAUGUAACCCUCUGAGAUAUGCCACAGUCAUCACCAACGCACAAAUAGCUAAGCUAGCGCUAGUGGGUUUGAUAAGAGCUGUUCUCUUUGUUCUUCCCAUGCCCCUGGUCCAGAGCUGGCAGCCAUUCUGUGCCAACCACAUUAUCCCACAUAUGUGCUGUGACCACAUGGCCGUGGUGAAGAUGUCGUGUGGCGACAUUACAGUCAACAGGAUGUACGGUUUGGUAAUAGCAUUUGUAAUCAUCAUGUUAGACCUGACACUUAUUGCCCUGUCCUAUGCUCUGUUCCUCAGGGCUGUCCUCAGAGUAUCCUCCAAGAAAGCCCACCAGAAAUCUUUCAGCACUUGCACAGACCAUAUCGGUGUGAUGAAGAUGUCUUAUCCUUCCUUCCUCUUCUCCACUGUGACAUACCGCUUUGGUCAGGGAAUUGCUCCCCAUCUUCACAUCAUCUUGACCAACCUAUAUUUCCUCCUCCUCCCCAUGUUCAAUCCUAUCAUUUAUGGGGCUAAAACCUUCGAGCUUCGUGAGAAAUUGCGUAAGUACACUUGCAGAAUAUGA